AUGGCGACAAAUUCCGUCAAUCCAGUUCCUUUCUCUGAGCCACCUUAUCUACGUGGCCUACCCUCCCCAUACAUCACACCAGCGCAUCGUCGCUUCCAGGAAGCAUGCCGUAAGUUCGCAUGGGAACAUCUGAUCCAACAUGCACUCGAAUGGGAAAGGGAGGGGACUGUGCCCGAACAUGUUUUCCAGACCUUUUGCAAGCACAAUAUGUUAUUGCCCAAUAUGCCAUCUCCUCUUCCUGUGGAUUGGCUAAAGCGUCUUGGGAUCAAUGAUAUUCUGGGUGUCAAGGUUGAAGAUUGGGAUUAUAUUUACACUGGAAUAUACUGUGAUGAGCUUGCUCGAUCGGGUCUUGCUGGUCCCGGAGGUUCCUUGAAUGCUGGGUUUGCCUUUGGAAUCCCACCAAUUGUCAAGUUUGGGAGCAAAGAACUGCAAGAGCGUUUUCUGCCUGAUCUCCUCACCGGAAAGAAGCGCGCUUGUAUUGCUAUCACUGAGCCCGAGGCGGGUAGCGAUGUCGCCAACAUCGUCACUACUGCAACAAAGAGUGAUGAUGGCCAACACUACAUUAUCAAUGGAACCAAGAAAUGGAUUACGAACGGCAUCUGGUCCGACUACGCGACCAUGGCAGUACGAACCGGAGGUCCGGGUCCUACCGGUCUUUCAGUGCUAAUUGUGCCAUUGAAGAACCACCCAGGUGUCUCCAUGCGCCGUCUUAAGGUCGGAGGUCAAAAGGCCGGGGGAACUACAUACAUCGAACUCGACGAUGUCAAAGUCCCCGUCUCCAACCUUAUUGGCAAAGAAGGUGAAGGGAUGCGUCUUAUCAUGACUAACUUCAACCAUGAACGCCUGAUCAUCUCGGUAGGCUGUACCCGCCAGGCACGCGUAGCAUUAUCCGCUGCAUUCUCAUACUGCCUUAAGCGUGAAGCCUUUGGCAAGACACUCAUGGAUCAACCUGUUGUACGACAUCGGCUUGCGAAAGCUGGUGCCGAACUCGAGACUAUGUGGGCUUGGGUCGAACAGAUUCUCUAUCAGCUAAAUCAUCUUAGUAAGGAAGAAGCUGAUCGACAGCUUGGUGGACUGACGGCGUUGGCUAAGGCUAAAUCUGCUAUGGUGCUUAAUGAGUGUGCCCAGGUUGCUGUUUUACUGUUUGGUGGAAAUGGCUUCACUCAGACUGGGCAGGGUGAGCUUGUGGAAGCUAUCUACCGUGAUGUUCCUGGUGCCCGCAUUCCAGGUGGUUCGGAAGAUGUUCUGCUUGAUUUAUCUGUUCGCCAGGUGGUUAAAAUAUAUCAGGCUCAGGAAAAGAAGCUCGCUCAAAGCUCAAAGAUUUAG
Messenger RNA from Penicillium angulare, 1326 nucleotides. RefSeq names its product acyl-CoA dehydrogenase family protein. The coding region runs from base 1 to 1326 and encodes 441 amino acids. Gene Ontology annotation, molecular function: oxidoreductase activity, acting on the CH-CH group of donors; flavin adenine dinucleotide binding. The record is from RefSeq and is a predicted model, not a curated record. The transcript is spliced from 4 exons. NCBI's taxonomy places the organism in Eukaryota, Fungi, Ascomycota, Eurotiomycetes, Eurotiales, Aspergillaceae.